Messenger RNA from Nycticebus coucang (slow loris), 2607 nucleotides. It is a transcript of the gene CSTF2T, whose product is annotated as cleavage stimulation factor subunit 2 tau variant. The transcript has a single exon. Gene Ontology annotation, molecular function: mRNA binding. The record is from RefSeq and is a predicted model, not a curated record. Gene Ontology annotation, cellular component: mRNA cleavage and polyadenylation specificity factor complex. NCBI's taxonomy places the organism in Eukaryota, Metazoa, Chordata, Mammalia, Primates, Lorisidae. Gene Ontology annotation, biological process: mRNA 3'-end processing. The coding region runs from base 179 to 2161 and encodes 660 amino acids.
CAUCAGCUAAGUUGAUUAGUGGCAUGCAGGUUCCUCAGAUAAGCGGAACGAUUCCAGCGCACCAGGGAGGUUUCUGCCCGGAAUUUAAGAGCCGCUUCCGUUGCUCAGCGGAAGUGUGGGUCGCAAGAGGACAGACUCUUGGAAGAAUCCGCUGUCGGCUGAGCGCACAACCGGAAUCAUGUCGAGUUUGGCGGUGAGAGACCCGGCAAUGGAUCGAUCACUGCGUUCCGUGUUCGUGGGGAACAUUCCGUAUGAGGCGACUGAGGAGCAGUUAAAGGACAUUUUCUCAGAGGUUGGUUCUGUUGUCAGUUUCCGGCUGGUUUACGAUCGAGAGACUGGGAAACCCAAGGGUUAUGGCUUCUGCGAGUACCAAGACCAGGAAACCGCUCUUAGUGCCAUGCGGAACCUCAAUGGGCGGGAAUUCAGCGGCAGAGCGCUUCGGGUGGACAAUGCUGCCAGUGAAAAGAAUAAGGAAGAGUUAAAGAGUCUAGGGCCCGCAGCGCCCAUCAUUGACUCGCCUUAUGGGGACCCUAUCGAUCCAGAAGAUGCCCCUGAAUCCAUUACCAGAGCAGUCGCCAGUCUUCCUCCAGAGCAAAUGUUUGAGCUGAUGAAGCAGAUGAAGCUCUGUGUCCAAAAUAGCCACCAGGAAGCUCGAAACAUGUUACUUCAAAACCCCCAGCUGGCUUAUGCGCUGUUGCAGGCGCAAGUGGUGAUGAGGAUCAUGGAUCCAGAGAUUGCCCUGAAAAUUCUGCAUCGCAAGAUUCAUGUCACACCACUGAUCCCAGGCAAAUCUCAGUCUGUCUCUGGGCCGGGACCUGGCCCUGGGCUCUGCCCAGGACCUAAUGUUCUUCUGAACCAGCAGAAUCCUGCACCUCAGCCUCAGCAUUUGGCUAGGAGACCUGUGAAGGACAUUCCUCCUCUGAUGCAGACUCCUAUCCAGGGUGGAAUUCCAGCUCCAGGUCCAAUACCAGCUGCCGUUCCUGGACCUGGUCCUGGUUCUUUAACUCCUGGAGGAGCAAUGCAGCCCCAAGUUGGAAUGCCAGGGGUUGGCCCAGUGCCUUUAGAGAGAGGACAAGUACAGAUGUCAGACCCGAGAGCUCCUAUACCUCGUGGACCCAUGACUGCUGGUGGCCUGCCUCCUCGAGGACUGUUAGGAGAUGCUCCAAAUGACCCACGUGGAGGGACUUUGCUUUCAGUCACUGGAGAAGUAGAGCCUCGAGGUUAUCUGGGCCCACCCCAUCAGGGUCCCCCCAUGCAUCAUGCCUCUGGUCAUGAUGGCCGUGGCCCUUCCUCACAUGAGAUGAGAGGAGGGCCAUUAGCAGAUCCCAGGCUGCUAAUUGGAGAGCCCAGGGGACCCAUGAUUGAUCAAAGGGGGCUCCCUAUGGAUGGUAGAGGCAGCAGAGACUCUCGAGGGAUGGAGACUCGAGCCAUGGAAACUGAGGUCUUGGAGACACGAGUAAUGGAGAGAAGAGGAAUGGAGACCUGUGCGAUGGAAACCAGAGGGAUGGAAGCAAGAGGCAUCGAUGCAAGAGGAUUGGAGAUGAGGGGCCCUGGCCCCAGUUCCAGAGGCCCUAUGACUGGCGCAAUCCAGGGUCCUGGUCCCAUUAAUAUAGGAGCAGGUGGUCCUCAGGGACCCAGACAGGUCCCGAGCAUUUCAGGGGUGGGGAAUCCUGGAGCUGGCAUACAGGGGGCAGGCAUACAAGGAGGAGGAAUGCAGGGAGCAGGCAUACAAGGAGGAGGAAUGCAGGGAGCAGGCAUACAAGGAGGAGCAAUGCAGGGAGCAGGCAUACAAGGAGGAGCAAUGCAGGGAGCAGGCAUACAAGGAGGAGCAAUGCAGGGGGCAGGUAUACAAGGAGGAGCAAUGCAGGGGGCAGGUAUACAAGGAGGAGCAAUGCAGGGGGCAGGUAUACAAGGAGGAGCAAUGCAGGGGGCAGGUAUACAAGGAGUGGGCAUGCAGGGGGCAAGUAAGCAAGGUGGAGGCCAACCUAGCAGUUUUAGUCCUGGGCAGAGCCAGGUAACUCCACAGGAUCAAGAAAAGGCAGCUUUGAUCAUGCAGGUUCUUCAGCUGACUGCAGAUCAGAUUGCCAUGCUACCUCCUGAGCAAAGGCAGAGUAUCCUCAUUUUAAAGGAGCAAAUCCAGAAAUCCACUGGAGCUUCUUAAAAGGUUAUAGAAUAUAUUUGUUUUUAGACUCAGAAAGUUCAUUCUGUAGCAUGAAGAAUGGUUGCAAAAGGUGAUUCUGUGUCCCACACUUGAAUUGUCAGGGUUUCCCUCCUCCUAGAAUUUAAUCUUAUUUCUCAUUGUCUUAUUUCUUUGUUUUUUUUUUAUUUUUUAUUGAGGGUGGGGGGAGGAGAAAGUGGGUCUGUUCACUUUAAGUCAUUAUAUAUAGGCAAAAAUAGCUCUGAACAUGAUUAUAUUACACCAUUUAAGAUUACAAAAUAUGCAGCAAUAUUAAAGUGUCUGUAACAUGUUAACUACAUUUUUAAAAUGUUCAGUAAAACUAUGUGAAAACUGCACAUAAAGACUAAAAGGUGACCUGUUAAAAUGGUAAUGUACUAAGAUAGUUUUAAGACUUUUGGUUGUAUAGCAAAAUAAAAAAAAAGUUUACC